Plodia interpunctella (Indianmeal moth) is the source of this 3622-nucleotide messenger RNA. RefSeq lists its product as uncharacterized. The record is from RefSeq and is a predicted model, not a curated record. NCBI's taxonomy places the organism in Eukaryota, Metazoa, Arthropoda, Insecta, Lepidoptera, Pyralidae. The transcript is spliced from 4 exons. Bases 123 to 1283 code for a protein of 386 amino acids.
CAUUGACAGACAUCUUUUUUUGUGCUGCUGUGCUUAUUAAUUUCACAUCUCUAAAAAAAUCUCAUCUCAUCAAAUUUUUAUUGUGAGAAAAAGGUGACCUAUUCCAAGAUUUUCUUAUUAAUAUGAGUAAUGUGAAAGGUAAUCAAACUACAGAAAUAAAUGAAUCCAAUGGCAACGUCAAGCACGAUCCGACUAGAGUCGGUUGGGUGAAAUUUGAUGACGAAUCUGCACAAACAAAUAUCCCUAAGAAUCAUGUAUCUGAAGGAGUACCCACUACUGCAAAUUCUACUUCCGCAGAAAUCAAUUUGAAUCAAGCACCUGCAAUUUUGAAUACAGAAUCAGUACAUGUGAACCUUGAACGUGGAGAUCGAAAUAUAGAACCUGUAACUCUUAGCACUUUGUCAAAGAAUGUUGAGUUUAAUAACGUUCAUCGUGGAUUUUGUAAUGGUGACACUAUAGUGACACUGCUACCAGUCAAUAGCCAAUGGCCAUGGGUGACACCAGCUCGAUUUCGUCCAGAGCUAGUGCCAGAGGAACUAAUGGCACAGGGACUUACUCUCACUGUGGAAGAGUAUGUCCAUGCUAUGGAACUACUUGUGAAUGAUGGCAGAUUUACUAUGUACAACAUUUGCUACAAACGUGUGCUGGUUUGCUGGGUCAGUGUAGCAUUCAUAGUGUUGCUGUCCCUGUUAUUUUCUGGACUCACAGGCCUGAUACUGUUCUCACUAGGAGUUUUAUGGUUGAUACUUAAUGCAGCUGCCAUAUUUUUAUGUAUGUGGAUCAAAUUGAGACUUUCAAAAGGCAUGGAAAAAUGCAUGGCUACUGUCAACAGAUUGCUCAAUAAACACAAGUUAAUACUUGCUUUAGAUGAUAGAGGAAAAAUAUCAUGCCACAAAGUGAACUUGUGUUUCAUAUAUUUUGAUUCGGGGCCAUGUAUUGCUCAUAUCCAACAAUUCAUCGAAAGCGAGGAAGGCAAGUCCAUAAUGCAAGGCUGGGAACAGAGGCUUGAUGUCACGGUCAAUGAUAUAGUUAUCCAAGGAAGUCAGUCAACAAGACUGUCUAGGAAACAGGAGAGGGCGACGCUGCUGUACCUACGGUAUGUGGCUCGGUGGGGGGCGUACGCCAUUAAAAAUAGAUUGAAUCUCAGCAGCACAGUGCCGGGGCGCCAUGGACCAAAAUAUGUCUGCCCAUGUCAAUUCAUAGAAGAACAUCUGCAAACAAAACCUCCGGCGGGCAUCGCAAAAUUCUUCACUUUGCCCAAUCAAAAUGUCCAGUUAUACUAAAAUAUUAAUAUAAUCAUGUAUAAAUACAAAGUAUUGAAAUGAAAAUGUAAUCCGUCCACUGUGAGUGAAAAAUAAUAAUAUAUUUAUUUUUACCUUAAUAUUUUAGAAAUGUAAGAAAUUUUAAAUAUUCCAUUUAAUGUUAGCCAGACCAAUUCCGUCCAAUUAUUCUGCUCAACACAAUUUUUAAUAAGUAUUUAUAUUAGUAUGUGAAUUAAUAUUAGCUUUAUCAUAACUGUACUUAUUGUUACUAAUUUUUAAUGUCUAUAAGUGUAAUACAUGUUUAAUAACAAUUAGUUAAUAACCAGUCAUUGAUAAAAAAUGAAGUUUCGUUCUUAUAUUAAGAUUUACUUUAGUACAGUCAUCACUAUUAUAUAUACUAUAUUGGAAUAAUAUCGACUUCGGAAAUAGAUCAUCACAACUCUUAAAUGUCUCGUAAUCAAACCCAGUCAAACUUGACAUAAUAAAUUAUAGUCCGUCGCGUUAAAUAUUAGACGACUGGGGCAAUCUGUCGCCAAAUUUUCAAGAAACUAAACAUAUUUUUAAAUAUAUAUUUUUUUAACAAUACCAAAUUCAUUUACACAAAUUAAGUAAAGCUUACUCUAUUCCAUGCUUUAAUUUAACAUUUUCUAUUUGAAGUCACUUUUACAAGGAGAAUAUAGGCGGAGGCUUAUGUUCUGCAGUGAAUUUCUCGUCGGUAAGAUGAUGUACUGAUGUAAUGUAUGUAACAUAUUAGUUUUAAGUAUAUAUUCCCUAGUUUUAGUCUGACCACAUGUCAGGAAGGCCUGUGGUCACAUUAUAAUAUUCUUUUUCACAAUUACCAUAAAAUAGUUGAUUGUAUUUGUAAGAAUAAAUGUUAGUGCUGGGAUGUAUGCAGCUGGUGCGGAUUAGAUCUAGUACAUUUAUUUUUACAUAUUCAUAUCGAAUAUAGCCAUAUCAAAUAAGUACCAAUUUCUCUGUCAGCAUAUCGAAAAUAUUUAUUAAAAAUAACAUCACAAAUUGGGAAUCUAAGGCUCGAAUUUAGGAGUAUAAGUAUAUAGUUUUGAUUUAUUAUGGACUAUACAAACAGUAUGGCCUGAUAAACACAAUUUUGUAAGUACAUAAUAAUGAGCUACCAACUUUCCUUUUAAAAUAUUAGAUUUGUGAAAUGCCUUAAUAUAUUAAAAAAAUUGUAUUACUUUCGUGAAUAUAUUUAUGAAAUUCCUUAGUACUUAAGCCUUUCUCAAUUCUCAGCGAAGGCGAUUUCUUUAUACUUAUUGUUCUUUGAUACUUAUUGUUUAUAUACUACAUAUAAAUUGUGGUCAGUUAUAUAUAUAUAUAUAGCCACAUGUUCAUUAAGGUCACCAAUACUGAUGGAAUGGCCCAAGGAUCAGCAGUCUGUUAGUGGAAAGGCUAAGCUGUUAAUUGAACGUAUAAUCAGCUAAUUGCUUGUGUUGUGGCUUACACAUUAAUUUAUUAAUAAUAAAAUGAUACCUGUAUAUUACUUGUGGGAGGACUGAGAGGUCAUCCUACAUUUGUGCUUAAGGGUUGAUUUAUUUGUAUUUAACGUAAUUAGUUAAAGUAGUUAUCCUAGCUACCUUAAACACAAAUUGCCUAAGAAAUGUCAAGGAAAAUACAAUAGAUUUGCCAAAAUAUUUUAAAUGGGGAUGUUGUCAAUAUAGUUAACUUAUGGCUUUCAUUCGCAAGCCGGCCACGCACAAGCAUACACCGUUAUGCAAAUCAUACUUUUCCAAUUUUAACAUAGAUACCAGUAUAUGUAUAUAGGUACAACAGAUUAUUUUGUAUUAUAGUCAAGUGGUAGUGACAGAUUAACAAUUCAUUUGUGCUUACAAACACAAAGCAAGCCAAGAGAAUGCAAAAUAUUCAAAGAAUUUCAAUCUUCUCAUUUUAUAAAUAAAUAAAAAAAUAGUUUUCAUGUUCUAUUUUCAUUCAUUCAUUCAUUCCGGCCCGACUUUGCAUUGUUAUGAAAAACCGAUAAUAUUUGAGACUUCGUAGCGAAGCUUUGCAUUUUAAUUAAAAUUAAUAUAAAUGUACUUAUAUAAUAUGAAAUAUAUAAAAUUAAACGACGCCGACUAACUACUGAAGGAGCAGGAGGAGAGUAGGAAUUUAUAAAUUUCACAUUCAAGCAAAAGCUUUUACUACGUGGUCUUAGCAUGUAUUUAAUAAAUGCGUAUCUAGUAUACGACUAACUGAAUUUUGUGAUUGUCUACAUUCCAUCAUAAAAUUGAAGGAAAGGUCUUAUAAGUAAAUAAUAUUCUUUCGUCUGUAACAUAAUUAAACGUAUAUUUACGAUUAUGAAACUUGUGUUAAUGAUAUAUAAUAUACAUAUAAUUUAUACAUUA